AUGACAAGGGAGCACUCCCACUUUCUCCAUCUCUCUCUCCAAGUCCUGGGCAAAAAUCGAGGCCGAAGGUCCUCCAGUCCCUUUUUCUGCCCACUCAGCUGCCCAGCUAAAGCACAGGGGACCCUGUGCAGCUGCUUUUCUCCUCCUGAUAGUCUGGCACACUGUGAGUCAAAGGACAGUCCUGGCGAGGGAAGGCAGAUGUACCACGAGCCUCUGGAUUCCCAUCCAUCCACGCCCCAGCCAGAAGGGAAGAUAUUGUCUGCGAGAGAAGCUAAGCCAAGGACCUUGACCGAGCCAGCUGUGGAAGAGGGCACCAUGGCUCCGAGGAAGGCCUGGGCAGUAGCAGGAGGCAUGGGGGUGGUUUUAGUGGUUGCCAUAGUCCUUGCAGUCAGCCUGACCCAGAGCCGCAGCUCCCAGCCAGGUUGUGAGAGCUGUCGCCCAGAUGGUGACAUGAUGGACUACCUUCUCAGCAAUGGGCAUAUCAGCCACAAGGAUGGCCUGCUGGUCACCUGGUACCAUGCUGCCAACUCCCGGAGUGAGAUGGAGGCAGCCCUGAGCAGUGACGUCAUGGUACUGGAAGCAGACGUCAAUGUGGAAGGGCUGAAUACAGACAAUGAGACGGGGGUCCCGAUCAUGGCCCACCCCCCUGCCAUCUACAGCAACAACACCUUGGAACACUGGCUGGAAGCUGUAUUGACCAGAUCAAUAAAAGGCAUCAAACUGGAUUUCAAGAGCAUCCAAGCAGUUGGCCCUUCUCUGGAUCUCUUGAGGAAGCAGACAGAGGACGGGAAGGUCCAGAGGCCUGUGUGGAUCAAUGCCGACAUCCUGAACGGCCCCAACGUGCCUAUCCCCAUUGCUGUCAAUGCCACACGGUUUCUGUCCCUGGUCCAAGAAAAGUACCCUGAUGCCACCCUGUCUGUGGGCUGGACCACUCUCUACUCCCCCUUCACUCCCAACAGUACCUAUACCCAGGAUAUGAUCGAGAAGAUGCACAGUCUGGUGGAGGCCCUGCCACAGAAAGUGACCUUCCCGGUGUGGGCCGUCAUGGCGAGAGCUGCCUGGUCCCAUUUUAGCUGGCUCCUGAGUCAGUCUGAGAGGUACAGCCUGACCCUAUGGCAGAGCGCCUCGGACCCAGUGACUGUGGAUGACCUUCUUUACAUACGGAAACACAGUGCCACACACCAAAUCUACUAUGACCUUUUUGAGCCCAUCCUGUCUCAGUUCAAGCAGCUUGCCCGAGAGAGGUCUGGCUCAUCCAGGGGCUGACCUAACAAGGGUCAAAGGUCUGAGGGCUGGAGAAGAGUGGGCACUGGGGCCCUGGAAUCACUCAUCAACCCAUCACAAAGUAGGGGGGAUUCUCCACCAUCUCCCAGGAAAAUCAGGAGGCAUCACUGAACUUCAGAGCUAGAAGAGACCUCAGUGGGCAUGAAGUCUGAUCCAUCCCAGCAAAAGAAUCACUUCUCCAGA
This is a messenger RNA of Vombatus ursinus (common wombat), 1467 nucleotides long. RefSeq names its product family with sequence similarity 151 member A (gene FAM151A). The transcript is spliced from 8 exons. Lineage: Eukaryota; Metazoa; Chordata; Mammalia; Diprotodontia; Vombatidae. Bases 1 to 1266 code for a protein of 421 amino acids. The record is from RefSeq and is a predicted model, not a curated record.